AGAAAACUGGAAUGGCAACACUGCUGCAAGCAUAUACUUUCUAAAGUGAAAUCUGACAAGCUUGCCUAGCCAAAUCAAGUUGAAGUUGAUUUUUCUUGUUUCUUGUUGAACAAACAACCAUAAAAUGUAUAAAUAUUCGCCUAAAUUUUUCAAAUUUUCCUAGUAUUUUUUGCGUUUUGUGUGCCAAAACUAUUGUGCAAUGUAGUUUUUGUGCUAGUGAGAAGUGGAGAGUUGAAAUUUUCUAGUUUACUUCAAGAAAUUCCCUAAAAAAUUACCAAGCUGUGGAAAGGUUUGAUCUCAAUUUUCUUUUUUUAAUGACCCUUUGUGGUUUUCACCAACUUUCGUUCUUCAACUUUAUUUAGUUUAUAAAUCUUCUCUCAACUGUAUAUAAUAUCAACACAUUUUCCAUGGUAUAAAAUCUUUUCUCCUUGGGACAAGUCAAAAUGCAAGCUGAUGACCCUCCGUACCUAUCGGUCGGUACGGCCGUCAGUGCAAAAUACAAGGGGGCUUUUUGUGAAGCUAAAGUCAGCAAAGUAGAUCGAGUUGUAAAAUGCAAAGUGACGUUUAAAAGUGGACUAGGAGCUACCACAGUAUCAGAUAACGAGAUAAAAGGCACCCUGAGGGUGGGUCAGCAAGUGCAAGUUAAACAUCCAGAUCAUAAGGAGUUGCUGGAAGCUACCAUAACCAAAAUACAGGAUUGUAGUCAGUAUACUGUUGUGUUUGAUGACGGAGACAUUACUACCUUAAGAAGGACAGCUCUCUGUUUGAAAAGCGGCAGACAUUUCAACGAAAGUGAGACAUUAGACCAGCUACCACUUACACAUCCAGAACACUUUGGAAUUCCAGUCAUGGGUGGAAGACGGGGAAGAAGAAACAGGUUAUUAAAGGAUGAAAGUAGUGAUGAAGAAUUAGAAGAAGAAACCGAACCAGAUCUGGAAGGUUAUACUCAAGAUAUUGGUCGAGUUGUCAGUGUCGAAACUGGCGAAAAUAAACGAGGCAAAGAAAAGUGGUUUCCUGGUCUUAUAGUUAUUCCAUCAGCACAACCCACUGUCAAGAUCAACAUUAAGGAUGAAUUCCUAAUAAGAUCUUUUAGAGACGACAGAUACUAUACUGUUCCAAAAAAAGAGGUUAACGAGUUCAAUAGAGACCUAACAGAAAAAAUUGACAGUGCUGGAUUAGCUGAAGCCAUACAAAAAGCUAAUAAAUUCUUAGAUAACAAUGAGCUACCUUUGCACUGGGAAAAAAGUUCACUUUUCCACAAUACAGCUGAUAGUGACAGUGAAGACAAUGUUAGUGAAACAUCUGAUGAGGAACAAAGUGAAGAAAAAGACAGAUUUGUAGCUCAGCUCUAUAAAUACAUGGAUGAUUCAGGUACUCCAUUGAACAAGACCCCCACAAUAGCUGGCAAAGAUAUAGAUCUUCAUAGACUAUUUCUUAUUGUGGAUAAAAUGGGCGGUUACAAUAGAGCGACAAAUCAAGGCAAAUGGAAAGCUGUAGCUGGUAAAAUGAGGCUUACAGUAAACCAAAACGUUUCCAAUCAAGUGAAAUCGGUUUACAAAAAAUGCUUGCUGAGCUAUGAAGGAUUUUUCAGGACUUUGGGCGUUACUAUGUCAAAUCCUGUUAGAUCUGUUAAGAAAGCUAAAGGGAGGAGUUUGAUUAGGGAUAAAGACAGGACACCAGUGAGUAGCCCAAGGCCAGAACGUGAUGAUGAUCUAGCUGAAAAACCUGCCACUCCAUUACCGGAAAAACAAGAACCUAAAUUGAAAAGGAAAUCGGAAGUGAAAGAGAAAGAACCUAUUGUGAAAAAAAUAAAAGUUGAACCUCGAGAUACAAGCGGUGACGUGUCAGAUACUCCCAGUACAUCUAGCAUAAGGCCAAAAAGGCACGAAAACAAAAUGAUGAAGGAUAAAAAAAUUAAGCCCGCCCAAGGAGAGAAAGUUAAGAUGCUUGUUGAAAAAUUUGAGGAGAGCGCUAAAAAAGAGGAAAAGGUGCAAUUAACGCGUUCCAAGACAUUGACAUCCUUGAAACCAAAAGAAUUGGUCAAGGAAAUGGUAACCACCAGACAAAGUAAAGAAGGAGGAGCUGCAUCACCGACAAAGCCAGUAGUUACAAAACCUGUUAGGAAAGUUCCAGUCAAGGAAGAAGAGGUUACACAAGAGAAAGACAAAAAACCAAAAAUCACCAAAAAGAAAGCUGAAAGCGAAAAGUUAGCCGACAUCGAUCCACUUCCAACAGCCAACCUAGGAGACAAAUUAAUCGUUUAUUAUGGACCAACCAACGAGUCAAAAGUGACUUACGAAGCGAAAGUGGUGGACAUGGACAAAGAUCCAACAGGCCCUCUAUAUUUUGUGCAUUACACCGGAUGGAACACACGAUACGACGAAUGGAUACCUGCCAUUCGCAUUGCCGAAAACCUUAGCUCUGGCACAAAAUCAAAACGAGGUGCCAAAGUUCCCACACCCGUCAACGUCAGACCUAGCUCCAGUAGCACUGGUCCUUCAUGUUCCACAUCGAAACCUUCAGCUGGCAAAAGAAGCCGUUUAACGUCCUCUUCCAGUAGAGGUGCUCCAGAGGAAAAAACUCCGAGAUCUACAUCUCCGUCUAGUGGCACUUCAACAGGCAGCAUGUCAAGAAGCCCAGCUAUGCAUGCAACAAGGUCGAUAAGACUUGCUGCUAAGCAAGAAUCAAAAAGACGCAGGAUAUCCGCUCAGACUGAUGUCUCCGCGCACUCAGAUUCUGAACAUGAAAGUUCUGAAAGUGAAGCUGAGCUUCCAAGGACAAGAAGUGGCAGUAUUAAAACUGAUGAAACAGAAGUUAAGACCUAUAAAAAGAAAGCACGUGCAGUGUUAACUCUUGCUAAAGUACGAAAAGAUGCCGCAAAAGAUGAUCAGGACGCGGAAGCAGAGAAAGGCGAUGACAAAAGGAUAAUAAAAAAAAUUAAAAAAGCUUCAGAAAAAUCAGCAGAUGAAAGUGAUGAAGAAGAUAGUUUUGGUGCCAAAGGUAGAGAUUUCGAUUUGAAUCAAAUUCGCUCGGAACUUAAAGGGUUUUCCAAGGCCGUUAAAGUUCCUACAGCCGGAAUUGACAAAGAGAAUGUAUCGUCGUCUGAAGAUUCUUCUGAAAAAGUUAAUAUUAAAGAGGAAAAAGAAGUUGUUACAGUUAAGAUCGAAGAGGAACCAAAACAAAAAACACCUCCCAGGCCGGCAUCGCCUCCAAAACUGGAAAAAUCCUCUAGUUCAGAUGAUAUUUACGAAUUCAAAGAGCCCGAACCGUUUGAAUUUGAAACUAGGUCCAAAUUAGGUGAUGACAAAAAUUCCAAGAAACGUCUUCCUAGAAUUUUUGAUUCUUUGGAGGAUAAAUCUCCUAGGAAAAGGGUUGGAGCCAGAUCACCCUUAUCGCCAGGUAAGAGCGAUAAAUUAUGCCGCCCUGAACCCAGAACCUAUUCUCGGCUGCCAAAGAAAAUCCAGCUUUCUGACGAUGAAGAUGAUGACGACGAUUUAAUGGCCGAUUUGUUGCCCAUUGGUUUUAAAAGCAGCGUCGAUCCAUUCGAUAAAUUGUUGAUAGAGUCGCAGCAAAUUUUUAACAUAAAGAGUAGCUCAGAAGAUAUCAUUGAAAGUAAACCAUCGACAUCCUUCGCUGACAGUUUGAGUUUAUUCAAAGAACCACCCGAAACUUCCGAUGAUUGCAGCAGAGAUAUGGAAUUGUCAGACUGCGAGUCGCAACAGCAAAUAUUUACCAGAGAGGACACGCUAUUUUCAACUACAUUCUCCAAGUCGCCAACAGACAGAAAUACGCCCGACUUUUCCAGCAGCAAAACUGAUGAAGGUAAAACUACCAACAGUGACGAUGACGAUAUACAAGCUCAAAUUCAAAGAGUUAUCGCUCAGAGCUCGUCGACAGACGAUGAUAGCAGUAACUCCAUGAUCAUCGCGCCCAUUACAAACCCAAUUUCUUCACCAAAGAAAGCCGAACUGGAAAUACCACCAAACAAAAUAAUUAGUAAAAUCAGUGUUUUAACGUUGCCUUCGACUUCCAAAAAUGAACCUUCACUGCCUCCAGCUCUUGAUAAAGAAAUUCUAGAACCUAUUAAUAAGCCAGCAGCUGAGCAAGAGAAAAAACCAGAACCACAAAAAUCCGAAACUCCUUCAUUACCAACGACACCAACCCAGAAACCAUCAGAACCUAUUUCCACCCCCGAAGCCAUUGAAAUCAAACCACCUUCACCUAAAAAACCUAUUGAUCCAGCUCUACAAGAAACAGACAGUACUCUUUUAGAAUCGAUUGUAGCUACACCACCUCUGAUUUUGAAUCCAAAAUUGGAUGAGACUUGCAAAGAAUUGACUGCUGUUAAAACUGGCACCAAAGUAGCAGAUUCUAUAUUGCAAAAGUUCAGCUUUAUUAAAAAUAAUAUUGAAACAAAAUCGAACAAAUCUGAAGCAAGUAGUUCAUUGUCUACUGUUACUGCCAAUACUAGUAAAGAAAAACGAAGUGACAUUAAUAAACCUAGUACUAGAUCCGGCACUCCACUAGUUACCAAGCCAGAAAACACUGAACCCAAACCAUCUACGUCAGAAAUAAAACCUUUCAAACCAAUAUUAUUUGAUAUUAAACCUUCCGAAAUUAAGUCAAAGCUUGAUGAUAACAAACCAUCGCCAAAACCUCUAGAUAUUCUCAAACCAAAAUCCUUAGAACUACUCAAGGGUAAACCUCCAGAUGUACUUUCGAAACCAUCAACUUCCACUGCAGAAUUUACAGACACUAGAAGAAGAAGACGGCCUAUUAGUAAGGCCAUUAUUGAAGAAUCGGAUAGUGAUAGUAGCGACUCGGAGCAUUUGAUUAUUAGAUCGGAUAAUGAUGAUUCUCAGACAAAUUCUUCAGAUAAUAAGCCUCUGAUUGAGAGCAAGAAUACUGAUAGUAAUAUGUCAUCGCAGAAAAUCAUCAACACAACAACAGAUGACUCUGAAUCCCAACCAGAAGUAGAAAAACGCAACUUCAGCUUUGAAGACAUUCUACCAAAAGACAAGCCAAAACCCGAAGUAGAAGAAAAGCCAAAAGACAAAGAAGAACCACCGGAAGUACCGGCAAAACUUGAAGAGAAAAAGACUGAAAUAGAACCAACGGAAAAAGAGGAGGUUAAGCAAGAGCAAGAUCCUAAUUUGCACUCUCUGCUACUGUGCGAGGAAGAAAUCCCUAGAAGUCCUGCACCUGUUAUAGAGUUACCCAGUACCAAUGAAGGUGCAAACACUUCAUCUGUUCAUGAAAUGCCAUUUGCCAGCGCUCCUGGAACCAGCAACAGUAAAAUGUUGUUGGAACCACCCAAAAAGCACCAACCUCCUCCGUUAGUUAUACCAAUAGAGCGAGAGAAUAGGGUGGUAGACGCGCAGGCCGUGAUUGAAAAUACUCCACCCACAACCCCCGAGAGCACAAUCAGUAACUUGUCUCCUCGAGGGGAUAAUGGAAACAUUUCACCCAUAUCCAAUGACAGUAAGUCAAAUGAAGGGGAGCCAGAUUUUGGAAAAAGUGGUGCAAUUAAAGAUUCUCCAUAUAGUGAAGAAGAUACUCAACCCAGUAGUGACUUGCCACGGAGUCGAAAAACAUCGGAAUCCUUUGGCCCGCCGUUGGUCUAUCGGAAACGACGAAGAUCUCUUAGAAAUUCAGAGGACGGUUCUUCUAGCGUACCAGUUGUGCCAGCUAAACGUGGACGCAAACCUCGUCAGAGGCGGGAUACUGAUAGUGAUGAUGCCUCAGAAAACUCGAUGGCUGGUAGUGGUUUCGGUGGCGGUGGUACUACGCCUGGUAGUACCACGGCUGUUUACGAGAGGUCGACGCGGUCGCCCAGGCCGUCAAAGUAUAAUUUCUUUGUGGAAUUUGAUCCCAGUUUGGAUAGUACUCAAAGGAUAGCAGUUUUACAACAGAAACUGGCAGAACUGAGAAAAACUUAUGCCGAUGUCAAGGCCGAAUUGGCAACAGUAGAACGUAGACGGAAGAAAAUUAGAAGAAGGGAACGAGAAGUUCCGCCGGCUAAGGAUAAUAAUUUAGAAGACCAAACGAUUAUUGCCAGAAAAAGAGAGGAGGAAUUGGCAGAGAUCGCUGGUGUUCUCCUGCAAGCCAGUACCUCAAGAUUGAUUUGCUAAUUUUAAGUUUUAACUUUGUGCAAAAUCAAAGGUCAUCAUAUUCAUCAGUUGGUUGUUUUUUUCUUCAUUUUAUCAUCACUAAUCAUUUUCUUGUUUUUCAUACUUCUAUAAAUCCAAUUUUCGGGUUGAAAAAAUUAAUUUGUCAAAUUGAAGAUCUCAUUCAAACUGUUUUCCAUAUAAUAAAAUCUGAUGUUACUGGAAUCAUCAUUUUGAAAACUAAAAUCCGUGUAGUUCAUGCAUUUUGUUGAAUUUUUAGUAAUAAAAAUUAUUUAUAAGAUAGCAAGACUAUGUUGGAAUUAUAAGAACAGUAAUUUUAUACUUUUUAACAUGGUCUUCGAUAUUAUAUUGGAACGUUAUUUAGUUUUUAAAUCGUAGUUUGCCUGUAAACUAUGUGUAGCUGAAAGAAAUUAUAAUUUUUACUUUUGUAGUUUUAGUUGUGUAGUUUCUGAGAAAUUUCAAAUUACAUUUUCAGCUUUAAAGUCGGCAAAGCAGGAGAUGGCGUGCGCGUGACAAAAGAACAAGUUAGUCUCGAAUGAUGUAUCAUUAAAAAUAGCUCUAGGAUGAUUCGACGAGAGAUGAGACGACAUUCUGCGCUUUGCUUAUUUGGGCCGUGAUUAUACGGCCCUUUAGGUUGUGUAGUUGAGGCUUUAGAAACCUUGAAGCAACCCGAUAAGUACAACAUUUCCGAUCAAAGGUUUUUAGAUUAUAAUGCUAUAAGAUUUUUAAAUGUUAAUAUUAUCGAUGUUGUCUUUUUCUUAGGGUAAUUAUCUAAAAGAUAAAAAAAAAUUGUACAUAAUUGUACUUCUUAGGAAUCGACUAAAAUGAUAAACAAAUCAUUUGUAUUUAUUGUUAAUUGUAUAUAGGUACAUUAUUGUGAAUUUUUAAAAAAAUGUAAGUGAAAAAUUACAUGUUGGAUCAUUAUUAUUAUGUUCUUUAUGCAAUAUUUGCCGGGAUUUUUAUGAAAGCCAUUAUGGAAUAAUUAUUAAUAUAUAAAUAUCCGUAUACAAUACUUUAGUUUUAUCUUUUUCCAGUAAGAAUCUAAAAUCCCAUUAAAUUUAUAUUUAGUGUGCAAUUUACUUGAGUUCUAUGUAUGUAAAUGUAAUUAUUAUAAAUAAUUUUGACACUUCUAAUAACCAUUCAAAAAACAUUUCCAAUAAAAAAUUGAUACCUAGUAUACACCCUGAUUCACAUAGCCCCUGCAUUAGAAGUUUUUCAGUUUGCAGGUGGAUUAGCAAAGAAAGCAUCUAAUUUACCUGCACGGGCUAAGUAAAUCACACUGUACAUGAUUGCUCAAAAUUUGUGAUAAAUAAUGUGACUUUUGUUAUUUUAGUUAUUAUAUUGUAAGGAAGCGUUCUUUUUUUUUGUGUCCAACAUGUAGGUACUUUAUACAUAUAAAAAUAUUUAUGAUUUAUCUGAGAAUAGAAUGAAAAUCAAAAA
Molecule: messenger RNA, 7568 nt
Organism: Ceutorhynchus assimilis (cabbage seed weevil)
Lineage: Eukaryota; Metazoa; Arthropoda; Insecta; Coleoptera; Curculionidae
Source: the annotation of a GenBank genome assembly